AAUUGAUUAUGAUGAUGUCACGUGAUGAAUUCGACGAGAGGCCGCUAUUGUGGAAUAUAGUAGCAAAACGUAAAGUUAAAGUGAAAGAAAAUGACCCUUAGAUACGAAGGAAAAGUUACUAUUGUUACAGGAGGAUCUAUGGGAAUUGGAGAAGGGUGUGUUCGAGUUUUUGUAAAACAUGGUUCUAAAGUUGUAUUUUGUGCGAGAGGAGAUAAUGCAGGUGAGGCACUGGAAAAAGAAUUAAAUGCUAAAGGACCAGGCGAAGCUUAUUACAUAAAGUGUGAUGUAACAAAAGAGGAUGAUAUAAAGAACCUUAUUAAAAAGACUGUUGAAAAAUAUGGUCAGAUAGAUUGUGUUAUAAACAAUGCUGGAACUCAUCCUCCUCACAAGCCAAUUGAUAAUUUUUCUGCUGACGAAUUUCGUGACCUUUUAAAUUUGAACGUGGUGAAUUAUUUCUUGGUGUCUAAAUAUGCUCUUCCUCAUUUACGGAAAACGAAAGGCAGUAUUGUUAAUGUGUCCAGUCUGGUUGGAGUCAUGGGCCAGAGUGGGGCUGUAACCUACUGUGCAACGAAGGGUGCAAUUACAUCUAUGAGUAAAGCUUUAGCCAUAGAUGAGGCUGCACAUGGGGUUAGGGUGAAUACAUUUUCUCCCGGUAAUGUUCUAACUCCUUUAUGGGAAUCAUCUGCCGAAAUGAGUGGUGAUGCAAAAGCUGCUCUACAAUCAGGUGCUGAAGCUCAAUGCUUGGGUCGAUUUGGAACUGUCGAAGAAUCUGGAGAGGCCUGCUUAUAUUUAGCUGCCGAGGGUUCUUUUUGUACUGGUAUCGACAUAAUAAUGUCUGGAGGAGCUGAGCUGGGCUACGCCAAGAAGACUCGUCUAGAAAAUCCUGAUAGAGUUUAUUAA
This is a messenger RNA of Dimorphilus gyrociliatus, 900 nucleotides long. The record is from the annotation of a GenBank genome assembly. NCBI's taxonomy places the organism in Eukaryota, Metazoa, Annelida, Polychaeta, Dinophilidae.